AGGUGCCAUAUAAUGACGUCAUUAGAAGGAGCAGGACCCCCAGCAGAUCUGAUAGCUACACCAGCUCCGAUCUAACCGAACACAGACCCAGUACAGCAGGUGUCCCGGCUCAGACUGAGCUGUGGACCUGCUCAAUAUCUCAGAGAACCAUCGGAAUCCCACACGGUUUAGGGCUGAAGCUGCAUCCGGGUGUGGAUCUGGAGACCAAAUAGGUACUGGAGAUUAAUAGGAACUAAGAAGAAUGGAGGAGAACCAAGAGAUGGCGACUGUGUUAAAGGAGGAGAACGUAGAGAUAAUGAUUGAGGUAAAGGAGGAGAACCAAGAGACAGAGAUUAAGGUGGAGAACCAAGAGAUUAAGACUGAGGAGAAUGAGGGGAGGGAGACUGAGGUGAAGGACGAGAAUCAAGAGAGGACGAUCGAGGAGAACCAAGAGAUGAAGACUGAGGAGGAGAAACCUGAAGUUAGGGCGUACGAGGCCGGAGAACCGGACCGCUGCCCUCUAGAAAGCUCAGAAUGGACCAAACCAUCCGCUCCCUCAGAUCUACAGGUCGAGUCACAGGAGUUGGAGACGCAUCGGACACAGCGAGAGAGAGAAAUGGCACAAGAAAAAAAAAAUUCAGUCAAGUCCCUUAAAGCGACACCUUUUGAGUGGAGAACUUAUCAAGAGAAGCUGGAGGUGAAGGCUCUUGGUCCUGAUAAGCCGAACAUCAAUAUUAACCAGCUGUCCAACGACAAAGGGAGACGGUACACACGGUCUUUUUCCAGGACCUGGUUUAGCAACAAGGCUUGGCUAACAGCAUGCACCGAGGCUAAUGCUUUAUUUUGCUUUCCAUGCCUCGUUUUUCAAACAUCAGGAUCUGACCCGGCAUGGAUAAAAACUGGUAUUACCGAUUUAAAACACUUUUCAGAAAGGGCAAAGAAGCAUGAACAAUCUGGUAUCCACAUGGAAAAUGCACUGCAACUAGCCAUGUUUGGGAAAAUAAACAUUUCAUCCCAGCUUGAUGAAGGAUACAUGGUAGGGAUUCGCAAACAUAAUGAGGAGGUUGACAAAAACCGCCACAUCUUAUCAAAAAUAAUAGACUGUGUCAAAUUCUAUAGUGCAUUUGAGCUUGCCUUGCAUGGCCAUGAUGAAAGUGAGAGCUCAGAAAACCCCGGUGUUUUUAGAGGAUUGGUGGAUUUUGUAGCAUCACUGGAUGCAGUUCUUCACCAGCACCUGCAGAAUGCCACUGUGUUCAAGGGAAUGUCUAAGACAGUACAGAAUGACCUCCUUGACUGCAUGCUGUCAAUUUUAAGAGAGUGCAUCCUUGAAGAAAUCAGGAGUGCAGACUUUGUCUCCAUCCAGGUUGAUGAAACAAUGGACAUUUCCACUCAGUGUCAGCUGGUGCUUGUGAUCCGCUACAUUGACAAAGCCCAUCAUGUCCAAGAACGUUUUUUUGAGUUCAUUCCCCUCCAAAGUGCCACAGCUGAUUCAAUCACCACAGCACUUCUGGAUAGCUUGAGUUCCAUUUUCCCUGAUGACCAGAGAAGCAAGCUCAUUUCCCAAGCUUACGAUGGUGCAAGUGUCAUGAGAGGUGCUACAGGUGGUGUACCGAAGAAGAUCAAGGAAGUCUAUGUGAAUGCACACUAUGUCCACUGCUAUGCUCAUAAACUUAACCUCAUCAUGCAGCAGGUGACAUCCCACAUCCCAAGAGUGAGUCAUUUCUUCUCAGACCUGGCUGGAUUAUCUGGCUUUUUUUUAAGAUCUCCAAAGAGAACCUGUGUGCUUGAUAGAGUGGUGGCUCACAGACUCCCCGGAGCAAGCACAGUGAAGUGGAACUUCAACAGCCAAAAUGUGAGCACCGUUUUUGAACAUAAAGAAGACCUGCUCCAGUGUUUUGAAACCAUCAGGGACUCAGGAGAGUUUGAUCCAACCACUGUGAGAGAAGCUGGAGGAUUUGUGAGGCUACUGGAGGAUGAUUGUUUCAGCUUCUUCCUGAAGCUGUUCCAUCAUAUCAUGACUCAUGUGGACAUUCUCUACAGUCAGCUUCAGAAGAGGACCAUCAACUCAGUCUUUUUUCAGAAGGUCAUGCAGCAGUUCACAGAUGGUAUACAAAAGAUCAGAGAUUCCCUCCCUAUGCUCUGUGGAGAACACUGUGGCAAUGUGUCUCAACUGGCCAGGAGACGCCGCACACUGGGCCCAGGUGAUCUUGAGAGGAUAGCCACAGAGAUUUGUGACACCAUAUUGGAGCAUGCAAAUCAGAGGUUUGCGUUCACAAAUCAUCUGGUCAGUGCUACACUGCUGCAUGCAGACAGAUUCCUGGAGUACCACAGGCAGUUCCCUAAUGCUGCACUAAACACCACCAUUGAGGCUUACCCACUGCUCAACAAGAACAAACUGAAAACUGAGCUGGCUCUCAUCUACAGCAAUGCUGGGUUCAGGAGGUGCAGUGGUGCUGUGGCUCUGUACCAGUUCUUCAUGAGGAACGAUCUACAGGACAUCUUCUCAGAGACUGUGGCUCUGCUGAAGAUCCUCAUCACAACUCCCAUGACCACAGCUGAAUCUGAGAGGUGCUUCUCAACACUGAAGAGGAUCAAGACCUUCCUCAGGAACACAAUGUCACAGGACCGUCUCAAUGCCCUGGCCAUGGUCUCUAUGGAGAAGAACCUUAUUAAAACCAUCCCUGACUUCAACCACAGAGUCAUUGAGAAAUUUGCUUCUCUCAAUGACAGAAUGGCAACAUUCAUGUACAAAAAAUGAACCUGUACAUGAUUACAUGAACCAUUGUUUUUUUAUGUAGUGUUUUUCAUAAUGUUGUUUUUUGUUGUUGUUUUCAUAUAAAUAUAUGUGAUAACUUAGUAUCCAUUUGAUUGGUUUUUGCUAUACGGCUAUUUUGAAUUUGUAGCCCCUGGUGAAAACUCCAUCAGCCACCUUUGCCAAAAUCACUAGAGACAAAAUUAUACAUCUCCACAAGUCUGGAAAGGGCUACAGGGAAAUUGCCAAGCAGCUUGGUGAAAAUGGUCCACUGUUGGACCAAUCAUUAGAUAAUGGAAAAAACUAAACCUAACUGUCAAUCUCCCUUGGCUGCAUGCAAGAUCUCACCUCAUGGGGUCUCAAAAGAUCCUAAAAAAGGUGAGAAAUCAGCUCCUCCUGUGUAGUUCAGCCCUAAACUACACGGGAGGAGAUGGUCAAUGACAUGCAACAGGGUUCCCGCGGGUCCUUAAAAAGUCUUAAAAGGCAUUGAAUUCUUCAAAAUAAAACUAAGGCCUUAAUUGGUAUUAAAGUGUCUUAAAUCAGUCUUUCGUAGGUCUUAAUUUU
This is a messenger RNA of Cyprinodon variegatus (sheepshead minnow), 3295 nucleotides long. RefSeq names its product zinc finger MYM-type protein 1-like. The record is from RefSeq and is a predicted model, not a curated record. Gene Ontology annotation, molecular function: protein dimerization activity. Bases 242 to 2737 code for a protein of 831 amino acids. The transcript has 5 exons. Lineage: Eukaryota; Metazoa; Chordata; Actinopteri; Cyprinodontiformes; Cyprinodontidae.